UUAACCGAGCCCGCAGCAUUCAUUUUCCAAUCGCAGAACAGUGUGGUGCAGCUGGAGGUGCAAGUGCGUCGUUUGUGAAAAUAUUCGUCUUUUGACUAGAUUAACAUUGAAAUUUAUAGCACUUAACGUGUUGAUUUGUUCGUGAAAUAUUCUUUAAAACCGAUCUCGUCAAAUCUCUCAGCAAUGGAUCAAAUCGCCAAGAUCUACGAGCCGGGCCGUUCCUUCGCCAAGGACUCGAUCCGGUUGAUCAAGCGCUGCACCAAGCCCGAUCGUCGGGAGUUCCAGAAGAUUGCGAUCGCUACCGCCAUCGGAUUCUGCAUUAUGGGAUUUAUCGGUUUCUUCGUCAAACUGAUACACAUCCCGAUCAACAACAUCAUCGUAGGAUCGUAAAUCCCGGUGUCCCAAAGUUGUCAGGGUGUUUUGGCGUAGGGCGAGUUUUUCGUACAUUUUUUUCUGAAAGGGAGCAGCACUGGAACAAACAAUCAGCAAAACGAUUAAGAGACUGGCAAUAGGAGAUGGUGACGAGCAGAAGCAGUAAAGUUAUGUUAAUGUGUGAACUUUAUCCUCCCUUGGUAAUGCUAAAUUAUGAUUACUUUGUCGCGUUCAAAACAACAUAACACAACCAUACCCCAAUACC
This is a messenger RNA of Uranotaenia lowii, 637 nucleotides long. RefSeq names its product protein transport protein Sec61 subunit gamma. Gene Ontology annotation, biological process: protein targeting; post-translational protein targeting to membrane, translocation. The transcript is spliced from 2 exons. The record is from RefSeq and is a predicted model, not a curated record. Gene Ontology annotation, molecular function: transmembrane protein transporter activity. Gene Ontology annotation, cellular component: membrane; Ssh1 translocon complex. The coding region runs from base 184 to 390 and encodes 68 amino acids. NCBI's taxonomy places the organism in Eukaryota, Metazoa, Arthropoda, Insecta, Diptera, Culicidae.